CUGAAUUUUGGAGUGUCCUUCCUAAAAGGGACGUCCAUUCCCCAAAUAUGUGGGUGUCCAGAUACCCUGGUCAGGGCUUCCUAACUCCCAAGCCCCUGAAACUUGAGCAAAUUGCACUAGAGUUGCCCGUCAACCACUUGAUAUGCACUUUUAUAUGACGUUUUCUUGUGCCUUAAGUACUACCGCUGGACCAUGUGUUCGCCAAAACAAAAAUUUGUCAACAUGGCUGAAAAAUAAACAAUAAAACAUACACGCGAUGAAAAUAUUAUCGUAUAUAUUUACCACUUAAUUGAGCAAAACUACCUUGGGAAAUAUAUUCGAAUGCGUAUACGAUGUCUCAUAAUUAUAAAGAAAGUGAUACGAAAGAAAAGAAACCGUCAAAGCGGAAAGCUCGUGUCAAAUCUCACUUUGUACAACCUGAACCUCUUCAGGAAAACCAACAUGUGACUGACGUUGUUCAAGCCAUGGCUGCUUCAAUCAGUGAUGCAGACGUAAGACGAGUUUUGUCUGUCCAAAAGAAAAGCCUGAAAAGUUUUCAAAAGACCAACGAAAGGCUCGGACAGUUCAAUGAUUUCUCGUCAUCCAAAUAUGAUGCUCUCCAACACAUGUUUAUGCAGCACACAAGACUGUUAACAGACUUGAGAAAUGAUCUUACGCAGGUGUUUUUAAGAGUAAGACAGCUCAAAGCAAAGUUACAGAUUCAGUACCCAGAUGCGUUUGAAGCUACAUUCAAUCUGCGACAGGAUUUGGAGAAUCGCCAAGAGCAGGAAACCCCUGAAAUUCCAACAUAUGUUAGUGGCGAGAAAAUGAAAGACUCAAUUGAUGUCGAGAAAGAAUGUAGCAGUACAUCUCUGUCUGAUGAAGAUAUGUUGGUGCAGUUGGAAAAACAGGAUCAUGCAGAGAGUUCUGCCACUUUAGAUAACCAUGAUGAAGUAGAAAACCAUGUCAAGGUUGAGAAUUGUACUGAGGUUGAUAAUCAUGAUGAAAUAGAGAGCCAUGCUGAAGUAGAGAAUCAUACUGAAGUCGAGAACUGUACUGCGGUUGAGAACAAUGAUGAAGUCGAGAACUGUACUGAGGUUGAUGACCAUGAUGAAAUAGAGAGCCAUGAUGAAGAAGAGAAACAUGAUGAAAUAGAGAGCCAUGCUGAAGUAGAGAAUCUUACUGAGGUCAAGAACUGUACGGAAGUUGAGAACAAUGAUGAAGUUGAGAAUCAUACUGAGUUUAAUAACCAUGAUGAAGUUGAGAAUCAUACUGAGGUUGAUAACCAUAAUGAAAUAGAGAGCCAUGAUGAAGUAGAAAAACAUGAUGAAAUAGAGAGUCAUGCUGAAGUAGAAAAUCUUACUGAGGUCAAGAACUGUACUGAGGUUGAUAACCAUAAUGAAAUAAAGAGCCAUGAUGAAGUAGAGAAUCGUACUGAGGUCAAGAACUGUACUGAGGUUGAAUACCAUGAUGAAAUAGAGAAUCAUGAUGAAGUAGAAGUAGACAAAAAUGCUGAAGGAGAAAACUGCGCGAAAGUAGAAAUCCAUGCUGAGGAGAAUGUAAGUGAUGAAAAUUGUGAUAGAAAUGAUCAUAAAAGUAUCUUGCUUGAAAAUAGACAUUUCACAUCUGUGGAUGAAGAAGUGUCGAGUGAUUGUGUUGAAUUUGUGGAAAGUGAAGAUUGUGGAAAAUCUAUUGAAACUUAUGGAAGCAUCGAGGAAGAUGAGGAGUUUGUGAUCAUCAGUAAUGAUUGAAAGAAUCUUCCAUUAAAUGUAUGUCUUGUGAUUCAGGUCUUCAUUCAGAAGCGCAAGAGGCUGUCUACAUUAUGUAUGCAGUGCUUCAGGUGGAUACAUAGAGUGCAAAAUACAUAAAUACACAUUGAUAUCUUUGAUAUAUUUAAUUAUACUACAUGAAAAUUUUGAUGAUUACGAAAUGAUUACAGCAAUACAAUACCAAGCA
Molecule: messenger RNA, 1935 nt
Organism: Xenia sp. Carnegie-2017
Lineage: Eukaryota; Metazoa; Cnidaria; Anthozoa; Malacalcyonacea; Xeniidae
Product: myb-like protein X
Exons: 5
Coding region: 333-1730 (465 amino acids)
Biological process (GO): lysosome localization
Cellular component (GO): BORC complex
Source: RefSeq, a predicted model, not a curated record